AUGGACCCUGAGAGCGCGCUAGUUUGGAAUUGAAAAGUGUCGCGGGAGCUUUUGAUAAAGAAUAUCAUCAAGACGAAGCAGCUGCAUUAUAAGUUGGAUGCACUGUUGAGCGCUACAUACCUAGGGGUUUGCGCUGAUUGUACGGAUAUUGUGAUAGCUGGUUAUAUGACAUCCCUUGAGAAAGCAAGAACAAUAUGUAUGUAUGUCAGGAGAAGUUCAGUAUUAUCAUAAGGAGAUGCAUACUUGGAAUAGGCAGGGGAGGUUUAAGAGAGAGCGGGAGGAAGAUGGUGAGCUUGAGUCGGUUAAAAAUAGCAGAAAAAGGGAGAUGGUUUGUUAAAGAAGAAUGGUAGAAAGUGUAAGUGGAGUGUGCUGAAGACAAGAGGAGAAAUGGAAUGAGGGCAAAAUAUCGGAGGUGGUAGGUGUGGUGAAGUUCUCGGAGCCCGAGGCUUGUACAGAGGGUCAGGAUAAAGAUGAGUCUGACAGUAGGAGUGAAGUUUUUGGCUGAUCCAUUUGUGGUUUCGGGGUGGGUGAAAACAGAGUUGGGUACUGUGGAAUCGGUGAGGGAAACCAGAAGUGGUCUUGUGAUAAUUGGUUGUGUUUCUGCUGGUCAGAGGGAGAAGGAGCUCUGUGUUAAACGAAUGGGGCAAGAAAUGUGAAUUGUUUCCCUCUCAAGAAAAGGGCGCAAUUGAAAGGAGUCGGGGGUAGUACUACUACUGGGGUAGUAGUAAAUGUAAAAGUUGACCAACUGAAGAGGAAGAUUUCCGGUGUUUGUGAUGCUUGUCGUUUGGUGCGACGCAGGUGCGACGCAGACAGGGUGGCGAGAGUGGUGAAGCAGAAGUCAUUGUCUGUUCUUUUGAGUUUUGAUGUUGAGUCUUUGCCCGACAAAGUGAUGUUAGGCUAUAUAAGUUAUACUGUAUGAGCUUUUGUGCCGAAUACGUUGUUACAGGUGUCAAGCUUAUGGGCAUGUGGCAGCAGUGUGUAAAAGGGAGGUUCCUAGGUGUGCAGAAGGGCAUGAGACAAAGGAAUGUAUAGCAUUAGGGAAAGUAGUGGUAUGUGUUAGUUGUCGGGUGCCCAUGGUGCUGGGGAUCAGAAAUGUCCCGUGUGAGAGAGGCAGGUUGAGGCUUCCAGGGUGAGAGUAGUGCAGAAGUUGUCAUAUGCUGAGGCAGUGAAGAAAGUAGAGGAAGAUGGGUCAAGGGGAGGGAGCCUAAGAGGAGUGGUGUGAGUAGUAGAUCUGUACCAGUACAGAGGGAUAGGCCAACAUGUGAUAUAUGUUUUAGUAAGGUUGGAUCUUUAGCAUUUAUAGCAAUGAUUAUCAACUGUACUACAGGGAUGGAACAUAAGUCACAGAAAAUGUAGGUUGUGGUGACAGCUGCAGAGAGCUAUUUGGGUGUGCAAGACUUGACAUCAGAAGAGUUACAGGGUCUGUUAAGUGGUGAUGUCCCAUCCUUUCAUGUUGUUGGCAUGAGUUAGGACUAAAUAGAUUUAAAUAGUGGAGUAGGGUGGUGUUAUUUUUAUUUAAUUUGAGCUUUUUUUGUGAGUGUAGUGUUAUAGUAUGGUAUUUAUUUAUCUAGUAGGUGGAGCUUUUGUGCCGAAAAAAUAAAAAUAAACAAAUCUAGUAGGUGGCGGUAAUGCAACAUAUUGGAUGCCAACCGCCGUUAAACCUCAUCGAAGAAGAAGAAAUUCUUCGUAGGGCAGACUCCUCCCUGCUGCAGUUCACAUGGAAGAUGUCACUUUAACUAGUCACCAAUUUCUGUUGGGGUCUCCACAAGGAAAUGGCUGAGGGAUUACGUAGUUUUUUUCCAAAUUGUACAACUCUUUAAUCCUGGACGCGAAUAUUUUAAUAACACUAGCAUUAUACCAUCGGAUAUGUGUGUUUGAGUUUAGUUGAAGUCAAUUUGGCCAACACAACGGGAAAAUAAUAAUUUCGAACUUUUCGGACUCACCUCGGACUUGCUGCUGUUAGUUUACUACCUAGCGAUAACACCUGAUAUAGCUAGCUAAAUAGUUUAAAGUAAUUUGGGACAGUUAGUAGUGAUGGCUGGUAUUAACUUGAGGGAGGCUUUUACAACAAGAUAACUAAUUUCUUAUACGAAAUACGACUAAAGUACAAGCAAGGUAAAGGAUAAAACGGGCAACUUUUUAUUGAAGUUGUCUCGAGCGAAAAUGAACAAUUGUACCGUUAGCACCUAGCUAGCAAAUUAUCUAACGGUAGCUAGUUGACAGUGACAUCAGUGGAAAUUGGGUAUGGUGUUGCAACUUUGUAACGUCAACGUUACCUACUUUAGAUUUGUUUAUCAAUUUAACUAGCUACAGUAGCUGAUUUAGCAUAGCAUGCUAAUGAUGCGGGAUUCAACUGUGAAUUUCAGUGUUCUCCAUAGAACUUGCAAAUUGGUCGUCAUUCUUUGUUUUCUCCAUAUUUCGGUCACUUUAAUUUUUUACGUGAGGUCCUUAGAUAUUCCAUUUUCGUUUGCACAAAAUCAGCAAGCACACGCAGCGAAAAAGCAUAACCAAACUACAUCAAAGGACACCAAACCUGACGUGGUUGAAACGAACCGCUUUUCUGUAGACAACGUGACAUCUACAUUCAAAGAACUUGUAAAAUGUUUUGACACUUCACCACUGCUUGUGGGCCCACUGCGAAUUGAGUUUUCUAACCCAGUCAGCCUUGAUGUGGUAAGGAAGGAGAACCCCAAUCUUCAGAAUGGGGGGCGCUUCAGGCCCAAAGACUGUGUGGCCCUCCAGAAGGUGGCUAUCAUCAUCCCUUUCCGCAACCGCGACGAGCACCUCAAGUUUUGGCUGUACUACCUCCAUCCCAUCCUUCAGCGCCAGCAGCUGGACUACGGCAUCUACGUUAUCAACCAGGACGGUGAUGAGAUCUUUAACCGCGCCAAGCUCCUCAACGUUGGCUACACAGAGGCCCUGAAGGAGUACGACUACGGCUGCUUUGUUUUCAGCGAUGUGGACCUAAUCCCUAUGGAUGACCGCAACACCUACAAGUGCUUCAGCCAGCCCAGGCACCUGUCUGUCUCCAUGGACAAGUUUGGCUUCAAGUUGCCGUACAACCAGUAUUUUGGGGGCGUGUCGUCAAUGAGCAAGGAGCAGUUCCUCAAGAUCAACGGCUUCCCCAACAACUACUGGGGCUGGGGAGGGGAGGACGAUGACAUUUUCAACAGGCUGAGCUCCAAGGGUAUGACCAUCUCACGGCCCAGCGGAGCCGUGGGGAAAUGCAGGAUGAUCCGCCACAACCGGGACGGUGGGAAUGAAGACAACCCUCAGAGGUUCGACCGCAUCGCCCACACCAGGGAGACAAUGAACAAAGACGGCAUCAAAACCCUGUCGUACAAAGUGGUCAAAGUGGAGAAGGAUCAAUUAUACACCAAAAUUACUGUGGACGUGGGAAAGAAAGACUGAGAGAACCAAUAAAACAUGAACAGCCUUGACAACCUGUGGUGGAUGCAGUAACCAAAUGUGCCUUGACAUUGCAAAUAAUGAUAUGCCUUGGACUCUUUGGACUACAGAGAAUGACUGAUCUGAUCAGCAAACAAACGUUCCCUUUAUUUUCGGCCUUUGCACAUCCGAUGGUGAAUUGAACUGGGAUUCCAGCUUUUUCUUUAUAGGAUCCAUAAAUCAUUGACACCAGGAAUGACCGUUGACAUUCAGUACAUUGACACACUGUUGGUUUCCUAUUGGGCUUGUAUGUACUCCACACUCUUUUUGAAGAUUGCUGCUGCGAAGUCCUUUGUGAGCCAUUUUGUCUUGACGGGUGGUUGUAAAAUUAUUCAUUUAUUGUCCUAUGCAUCGGGGACUCACAAAAUUAAUUGAAUGUCUAUUUCUUUCUAGUACUGUUGAUGUUGUUUUGGCAUCAUUGUAGUUUUCUGUCACUUUUGUGAGAUAUUUGCUAUUCCUUUUGAUUCCUUUGCUGAUCGAGCAAGGUUUCAACCCAUUCAAUGCCAAGUGCUCAGGCCAAAGAUUGAACUUGAAAUUGUAGAGUUCCAUAACAAACCAAGUCACUUUUUUUUUUUCAAAGGCAACCAAACAAUUUCCAAGCAUCAAAGGGCCUAGAACUCCAAAAAUACUUUUUUUUUUUUAAGUCCAAAUCCCAUGAUAGUUAUAUUAGAGAAGGGGUCCUUAAGGGUAUUUGAACUAUCUUGAAAGUGUCUCCGUUGAAGCUCCCUUCCCUGUGAAGAGCACCAUUCCAGGUAGCCUCUAAGGAGGCCUCUCCCUGGUGGAAAAUAGGUACCUGAAUGUAUUUGCCUGGUGGUGUUGUGUGUGUGUGUGUGUGCCCUGAGGUAAAAUGCUACCAUGCUGUUGUCUGUCAUGAGUGUCUGGCGUUCUACUUUUUUUGUGUCUACGAGAGUGGGUUCUAUGCUGAAAAGGAUCCUCUUGUAGUCCGUGUAUGUCUAAGGAAGUGUGAGGGUUAGAAAAACAAGCAUUUUGUAUCCUCAAUACCUAGUAAUCAAUACCCUUAAAGACAUCCGCAUGUUUUUAAACUGGACGGUCACCAUGUCUUCCUCACAGGUACUUUAUAGAUCAUCAUAUACAGUAAAAAUGGCUCAAGCUUGUGAGCCAUGGGGCAUGAUGUUGCACAAGUAAAGUUAGUAACUCAAUCUUGAGAAAAAGCCAUUGAGAUUUCUGACUGGAUGGAACAGAAUAAUUGUGCUGUCCAUACUUAGGCUUAAAUGUUUGCCAUUCCUCUCCUGACUGCUUCUUAAUUAUAUCAGUGCUGGUGUCUGGAGAAUCUAUAAAAUGACUGCCAUUUCUGCCUUACCUAAAUAAACUUGAAAAUAUAAAUUAAUUGGUCAACAUUUUGAUGUCACUGGGUUGCUCUUCAAGCUGUAAGCCUUUAUGGGCUCGGCCAGGAAACCCAAUAUCGUGGGCUUAUUCAACUAUGGUGGAACGUUGCGUAUAGAAAUCCUUUAUAUAGAAUGAGCACAAUGUACAAUCAUGGUGACUACAGGAUUGUGUCAGCUCUACGCAACACAUUUCUAUACUUUAAAUUUGGAGUGGUUGCCAACUUGAGUACAUCUUAAAGGCCUCAUCACCACAUACCUCCUCACUCUGUCUGGUAGCCACACACAAACACUCUAAAGACAUGGGAGAUGCCUUGCAUGCAGGGAUGCAUUAUGUGCGAUGCAUACCAUUUUUUAUCUCAUGUUCUCAAUCCACCCAAAGGCUCUUUCAGAGUUGAACUAAGGUCUUUAUAGGUUGGCUAAAGCCAGGUUGUGUACCUCCCAUAGACAAUGGCCUUUAUUGAGAGCCAGCAUUUUGUAUGUCAAGUGUGAAUUCAGUUUGUUUUGCAAAAGUUAGCUGGCUAAUCUGCAAGGCUUCAUUACUCUGUUCCUUUUUCUCUUCAUGGUUUCCAUUAUGAUUCAAUGUGUGCAUGUAUGUGUAUGCUUGUGAUUUCUACAAAUGCAUGUCUUUGUAAAUCUUUUGCUGGCUCUUCACAUUUUCAUUCAAAAAUGUAUACUGACUUUUAGCAAUGUUUUGGUGUCGAUGAAAAAAAAAAAUCUGUCUAGGUAAUUAAAUAUUUAAGUAAA
This is a messenger RNA of Oncorhynchus nerka (sockeye salmon), 5537 nucleotides long. Its product is annotated as beta-1,4-galactosyltransferase 1-like. The coding region runs from base 2332 to 3411 and encodes 359 amino acids. The record is from RefSeq and is a predicted model, not a curated record. Gene Ontology annotation, molecular function: beta-N-acetylglucosaminylglycopeptide beta-1,4-galactosyltransferase activity; cytoskeletal protein binding. The transcript has 6 exons. Gene Ontology annotation, cellular component: Golgi apparatus. Gene Ontology annotation, biological process: carbohydrate metabolic process; protein N-linked glycosylation. Lineage: Eukaryota; Metazoa; Chordata; Actinopteri; Salmoniformes; Salmonidae.